This is a messenger RNA of Camelus dromedarius (Arabian camel), 6715 nucleotides long. RefSeq names its product MAGUK p55 scaffold protein 2 (gene MPP2). The transcript has 13 exons. The record is from RefSeq and is a predicted model, not a curated record. The coding region runs from base 158 to 2023 and encodes 621 amino acids. Gene Ontology annotation, molecular function: protein binding. NCBI's taxonomy places the organism in Eukaryota, Metazoa, Chordata, Mammalia, Artiodactyla, Camelidae. Gene Ontology annotation, cellular component: plasma membrane; cell-cell junction.
UCCCCCGGCCACCGGGCCGCACCCACCCCAGGGCCCUUUCUCCUCUUCGUCCAGGCACCGUACUUGGCGUCCUUUUUCUGCCUUCCAUCUCCCCUAGCCUCUUCCCUCUGGCCCGUCACCUCGCUCUUCACCUCCCGCACCCACCCCCCUUUCUCCGAUGCUCCUUGAGAGAGACCAAACAUUGCUGCCCAUUGACGCCGGUCCCCGCCCCCGCGGUGAGAGCUCCAAAGUGACAUCAGGCACAGAGCUGGUGAGCUGUGCGGGGCCCUGGUAUCCGAGCGGCCUCUCCAGGGUCUGUGCGGAUUCUGGGGACUUCGGAGCCAGGCAUUACGAGAGCCAUUUCAGAGCCCUUGCUGACCUCACCAUGCCGGUUGCUGCCACCAACUCUGAGACUGCCAUGCAGCAAGUCCUGGACAACCUGGGAUCCCUCCCCAGUGCCACGGGGGCAGCAGAACUGGACUUGAUCUUCCUUCGAGGCAUUAUGGAAAGUCCCAUAGUGAGAUCUCUGGCCAAGGCCCAUGAGCGGCUGGAGGAGACGAAGCUGGAGGCUGUGCGGGACAACAACCUGGAGCUGGUACAGGAGAUCCUUCGGGACCUGGCACAGCUGGCUGAGCAGAGCAGCACCGCGGCCGAGCUGGCCCGCAUCCUCCAGGAGCCCCACUUCCAGUCCCUCCUGGAGACUCACGACUCUGUGGCUUCAAAGACCUAUGAGACACCACCCCCCAGCCCUGGCCUGGACCCCACGUUCAGCAACCAGCCCGUGCCUCCCGACGCGGUGCGCAUGGUGGGCAUCCGCAAGACGGCUGGAGAGCAUCUGGGCGUGACUUUCCGCGUGGAAGGCGGUGAGUUGGUGAUUGCACGCAUUCUGCACGGUGGCAUGGUGGCUCAGCAAGGCCUACUACAUGUGGGCGACAUCAUCAAGGAGGUGAACGGGCAGCCGGUGGGCAGCGACCCCCGCGCCCUGCAGGAGCUCCUGCGCAGCGCCAGCGGCAGCGUCAUCCUCAAGAUCCUGCCCAGCUACCAGGAGCCGCAUCUGCCCCGCCAGGUAUUUGUGAAAUGCCACUUUGAUUAUGAUCCUGCCCGAGACAGCCUCAUCCCCUGCAAGGAAGCCGGCCUGCACUUCAGUGCUGGGGACUUGCUACAGAUUGUAAACCAGGACGACGCCAACUGGUGGCAGGCGUGCCACGUAGAAGGGGGCAGUGCUGGGCUCAUCCCCAGCCAGCUGCUGGAGGAGAAGCGGAAAGCCUUUGUCAAGCGGGACCUGGAGCUGACACCCACCUCAGGGACCCUAUGUGGCAGCCUUUCAGGAAAGAAAAAGAAGCGAAUGAUGUAUUUGACCACCAAGAAUGCAGAGUUUGACCGCCAUGAAUUGCUCAUUUAUGAGGAGGUGGCCCGUAUGCCCCCCUUCCGCCGGAAAACCCUGGUGCUGAUCGGGGCUCAGGGUGUGGGCCGGCGAAGCCUGAAGAACAAACUCAUCAUGUGGGAUCCGGAUCGCUACGGCACCACGGUGCCCUACACGUCCCGGAGGCCCAAGGACUCAGAACGGGAAGGCCAGGGUUAUAGCUUUGUGUCCCGUGCGGAGAUGGAGGCCGACAUCCGUGCUGGGCGGUACCUGGAACAUGGUGAAUACGAGGGCAACCUGUAUGGCACACGGAUCGACUCCAUCCGGGGCGUGGUCACUGCUGGCCGGGUGUGUGUGCUGGAUGUCAACCCCCAGGCAGUGAAGGUGCUGAGAACAGCCGAGUUUGUCCCUUAUGUGGUGUUCAUUGAGGCCCCUGACUUUGAGACUCUGCGGGCCAUGAACCGGGCGGCGCUGGAGAGUGGGGUAUCUACCAAGCAGCUCACGGAGGCGGACCUGAGACGGACAGUGGAGGAGAGCAGCCGUAUCCAGAGGGGCUACGGGCACUACUUCGACCUCAGCCUGGUCAACAGCAACCUGGAGAGGACCUUCCGUGAGCUCCAGGCCGCCAUGGAGAAGCUGCGCACGGAGCCCCAGUGGGUGCCUGUCAGCUGGGUGUACUGAGCCUGUUCACCUGGACCUCGCCCCCUCUGGGCUGUGACCCAGAACCCUAACUCCAUCCCCUUCCUAACCGUGACCCCAGCCCUGAACCUCAGCUCGCAUCCCUGGCACUCUGGCUCUCCCUGAGUAAUGGCCCUCAGUCUGGCUUCAGCACAGAGGCGUUCACUGCCAGGGAGGUGGGUGUUCAUGGGGUACCUGUGUGCCCAGGUGCUGCCCACCCCCGAUGUCCGUUGGCCACCAGAUGUCCCUCUCCGAGGACCAAGCUGUGCCCAGGAGUGUGUCAGAGUCACUCCUUAGUGCUCAGUCCAGAGAAGAGAAAAGCUGCUUUGGGACCAUGUGGUCAGUAGGUCCACUGCCGCCGCCACCUCUCUCUAGCCACUUUUUCUCCUCUGGACUGGCCACACCCACCCCAUUCCUGGGCUCCUCCCACUUCUCUCUCGCCCCUGGGCCUGAGAGCAGGCCUUAGGCUGGUUCCCUGUGGCCAGGGGAGCACAUAAGUCCCUGGCAGCCAGGCAGGCCUGAUUGGUGGUGCCAGCCUGGUGCCAUCCUGAAGGCUGGAGGAGCCAGAGCACCAGCUGUUGCAACAGCCGGGAAGUGGUGCCACCUCGGCCCCCUCAGAACGGGGCUGGGUCCCACCAGCAAUGCUGCCCUGUCUUUCCUUCAUCCACAGCUUUUCACUGCCGAAGUCUCUCCACAGACUUCUCCAAUGUGCCCCCACAGGCCAACUCUGUUCCCCGCAAGGCAAGUCUGGCACAGGGAGAAUGCUCAGCCCAGGCCAGGUGGGUUGGAAGCUGAGUCCUGUGACGGAGAGCCUGCAGCUUCUGAUGGGAGAGCUCCCGCCCUCUGUGGCCUGUGGUGGGGGAUGGAUCUGGGCUCCCUGUCUGUGGUCCUUGUCCAUGUUGGUCUCUCUGGCCAGGUCCAGAUGGUGCAUUCACAUGAGGGCUGCCUGGGGGGCUGAGGAAAGGUGAGGACCGGGCCAUGGGGCAUGGGCUUGGAGAAGGCCUUUUGUGCUCCAGCAGGCUCCUCACACAACUCCAGGGGGUGCCAUCCACACUGUAGUCUCUGCAGUUCACGGUUCCGCAUGCUGCAAUGCCUGGUCUGUGUUCCUGCCACUGGUGUGUGUCAGGCUCUUGGGAGGGGGAAGCAAAGGAUUGUUUUGCUUUGGAGGUCACUUUUGGGGGCCCCUUCUUUGGGUCCCCUAUCAGCCCCCAUUUCUCAUAAGACCCUUAUUCCAGAGGCUUGGCCCUCCCCGAUGUCUUCCUUCCACCCUCCUGUUGUCCCCCGACCCUCAAUGCCAACCCCCAGUCCUUGGGGAGGGCAAUUGUGUAAAAUAGGAGAAUCUCUUUUAAGAAAAGAAUGCUGUCCUCGACUUCCCCCAGCACCUCAUCCCUCAUCCUUCUCUGUGACCCUUCCCGGCGUGAACCUGUCCUUGUAGGGGACCCUCCCCCCAGUGCCCCCACUCUCAGCCUUUGUGCUCCCCAGUUCUUUGGAGUGUCUAAUCUGUCUUCGCUGCAGUGUCAGCCCACGCUGGCCCCUGAACCACUGUGUGCCCAUUUCCUAGGGAAGGGGAGGGAGAAGAAACAGAAUAUUUAUUACAAAGUUAGAAAUAUAUUUAUUAUAUUAAGGAUCUCAUUUGCAUUUGCAUAGCUCUGCAUCCACUAUGCAGUCAUCUUUAUGCUCUUCUGUUCCCUUUAGUCAAGAUUCUUCUAAUUUAUCCUCCGUUCUGCUCUCCCUUGCUUUACCCUCAGCCUCAGCCCAAGGGGACUGGGAGUGGUAGGAAAAUGGGGUAUCCUGCUGGCCUGAUCCUGGCCAUCAUGUCCUUUGUCCAUCCCCUGAGCCUCACCUGGGAGACCUGGGAGUAGAGGCAGCUGUGCCCUCCUCCUUGGUUAACCUCCAAAGCGCCCUGAUUAGAAGACUAUCCUCUUUGAUGGGAGUGGAGGCUGGGCCCCUCACUGGGGAGUUGGCACUUGGCCCUUCAGUGUGAAUCUCCAGAUGCUGUCCUGGCACUUCCACCUUGGGUGAUGCCUGGGGGGCAGGGCUGGGCCCCUCCUUUCCUGUCUCCAUCCCUCUCUGAACAGCAUCCUACCGCCUCUGCCUCAGCCCCACUCCAGGGACCAGGGCUGGGUUGGAACGGGUGUGUGUGCCUACUGCGUUAGCCCUGGGACUCUAUCCUCCCUCCCCCUACUGUGGACGCUUCUAUUGAGGGACUUCAGGAUAGUGAAGACCCUCCCUACCCCUCUGUCCACACCCAGUCCCAGCCCAGCUGUCCUUCCCUCCUCCCCUCCCUCAGCCAUCCAAUCUUGAGCCUUCUCUCUGACUGGUUUUCUUUUCCUUUGAUUAAACGUGAAAGCGAAGCUUUUGGGCUCUGUCUGUCUUUCUUUGCGGUCGGCAGAUGGCUUCUGGAAGGUGGAGAAUGGAAUGAUUCUGGAAUGGAAGCUGAAGUCACAAGUCCGUGUUCUGUGAUGUCUUCUGAAAUUCCCCAUCCUGCCAUUCCAUGCUCCCCAUACUCAGAAGAUGCUCUUUCUAGUGCUUGUAUUCAGGAGUCUGUACCCAGCAUUCAUGGGGGCCGGGGGACUCAGGCGUCACCCAGAACCUGGUGUGUGGCUUCCAGCAGGUUCCUCUACUUCUCUGGCCAUCAAGUUCAUCCUUCUGAAGUGUCAUGGCCUCUCCCGGAGCUAAUGCUAGGAUUGGUUCUAGGUGCUCAUCAACAGGGGCCAAAGAGAGCUGGUCAAAAUGUCACCCAGGGGUCAGCAUGGGUGUGGGGUUGAGGGAUCAACUUGCCUUCCCGCCGGUGUUCUUCAGGGGAGCCCAGGAUGCUCGCUGAGGAUUCUCAGGACAGGGCUUUGGCUGUUCCCCUUCUCCCUGUGAUGACCAAAUGCAGAACUGGCCCCCCUCCUUUGAUUUCCCCAAAGCAUCUGCUCACACAGGGACAAGUGUGGGGCUGACUUGACUGGUGAUUUGCAGGCAGCCAUCGGGGUUUAUAUCACCCACUUGACAGGUCUGAUGUGAAUUUAGAACCGAAUAUUAAAUACCCCAAUUCUGAAAUGUCCCUUGAUCAUCCCCAGCAAAUAGAAUGUUUUACUGGUCAACUCUUCUCCUGGGGUCCCCCUUUCUCUCUCCAUGUUGCUGGGCCCUCUCCCACCUUUUUCUCUCAUUUCUGGACGACUUUCUUCCCAUCUCCUGGGGCACCCCUAUGAGCUCAAUAUUUCUUUACUAUACCCAGCAACUCAGCACUUGUAUUUCUGAGCUAAUCCAGUGGUUCUCAAUUCUGGCUGCACAUUAAAAUUGCUUGGAGGGGUUAAAAAAAUACAAUUGCCUGGAAUCCAAUCCAGAUCAAUUAAAUCAGAAGUUCAGGAAAGGCUAAUUGCUGCAACUAACAAUCAUAACAUCUCAGCAACUUAACAACUUUAUUGUUCAUUUCUUGCUCACAUCACAUCUGAUGGAGAUCGGGUGGCACCCCUGGUAGUGAUUCAGGGAUCCAGCCUCUUUUUCACAUUGUGACACCACCGUUUUUGACAAGUGAUUCCCCAGGUGUCAUGGAAAAGGAACAGAGAUUAUGUAGGAAGUUGCUGAGGGAUUUUAUGGGCUAGGGCUCUCAACUCACAGCCUUUUGGCCAGAAGCUUGUCACUGGGCCCUGGAUUACUGCAAGGGAGGCUGGGAAAUGUAGUCUUUCUUGGUGGUCUGGAAGAGGAAACAGGAUCUAGCCAGUCUCUACCAGGCUGGGCAUGAACCCCUGGAAGCAGUAUGUUUUGAAGUCUCCCUCAGUGAUCCUAAGGUGUAGCCAAGUUUGCUGGCCACUGUGCAUCUGUUUUGGCCAUACCUGUGCGAUGGACGGAAUUCCCUGUUACAUUCUAGAAGUUAAGCCCUGGCCAGUCGGUCUCAUUGUUUGCAAAUACUUUCUCCCAGUCUGUAGAUUGUCUUUUUGUCGGUGGCACUAUAUCAUGUACACACGAACACCGUGCGGAGAGAAGCGAAGCAGUUCUCUGUUUAUUGGUUCUUGGAAAGGGUUUAUAUCGGACAAGCAUGAUGCCUCACAUAUCAUCUAAGUUAUGACAAUGUUAAUAGUCUUAAUCUAUUUAGGUCCCCAAGUUCCUGCAGUAAGUACAGGAUGUUACAUGAUCAAGGACAGGUUGUUUUAAAGUUCGUCACGAAACUUCAUUACAUAGGCCGUCUCUUAUCCCGCCGGCUGUGCCUGUCUUAGGUUGUCCUCCUCUGAGGAUCUUACCCAUCAUUGGCUGUCCAGCCAUCCGUACUGGAUACAUGACAUUCCUCACAGCUUGUUUAUCAGUUCAGCCCAUGGCUUAUUCUCUAGAGCCUUCAGGCGGAGGCCUACAUUUCCCCCUUUUUUUUUUAUUAUUAUAAAGCAAGGAAACAACCCUGUUGUGCAGAAGCAAGCAAUCCCAUCAUAACAAGAGCUUGUUGUUGAGCGUCCUGUUGCUUACGUAAAUUACAUAUCCAUUUUAAAAGAUAUAACAAGGCAGUACAGAUCAAUAUAAGCAUGCCAAUAUUAAUAAAAAUGCGUAAAUUAAGCUCAUUAAACCAAUUUUCAGGCUUAAGCCAAUGCAAUCCGUUUUCAGCUUGCUCAAGUACAUUCUGUGCAAAAGCAUCAUGGAUAUUAUGUAAUCGAGUCUCCAACUGAUCUUGUAAAAAGUUAAUUAUGUUCUCCCAAAGAAUCAUUAAAUACUCCUUAUAAA